Molecule: messenger RNA, 5814 nt
Organism: Hyposmocoma kahamanoa
Lineage: Eukaryota; Metazoa; Arthropoda; Insecta; Lepidoptera; Cosmopterigidae
Product: ras GTPase-activating-like protein IQGAP1
Exons: 14
Coding region: 4-4935 (1643 amino acids)
Biological process (GO): regulation of GTPase activity; regulation of actin cytoskeleton organization
Cellular component (GO): cytoplasm
Molecular function (GO): GTPase activator activity; actin filament binding; calmodulin binding
Source: RefSeq, a predicted model, not a curated record
ACAAUGUUCCCCAUCAUGGGUCACGAUGAUGAAGACAUACGUAUUGGGAAAAUUGACGACUGUGAUUCACUUGUUCGCAAGACGGGACAGGAAAUGGAUUUAAUAAGACAAAGGACAAUAGCGUAUGAGUACUUAUGUCGACUGGAGGAAGCCAAAACUUGGAUGGAAGCAUGCAUUAAAGAGAAACUUCCUCACGCUACGGAGUUUGAGGAAAGUCUACGAAAUGGAGUCUAUCUUGCCAAGCUCGGCCAUUUCAUUGCACCUGAUUUGCUUAACUUGAAUAAAAUCUACGAUAUUGACCAGAGACGUUACAAGGCAGUGGGCCUUCAGUUUAAACAUACUGACAACAUAAAUAAAUUUUUACAAGUUUUGAAGAAAACUGAACUUCCAUUGACUUUCCAACCAGAAACAACUGAUAUUUAUGACAAAAAGAACAUGCCCCGUGUAAUAUAUUGCCUGCAUGCUCUUAGCUCUCAUCUCUUCAAGUUAGGCAAAGCUCCACUUAUUCACGAUGUCUAUGGCAAGGCUGUAUUUACUGAUGAACAACUCGACUCAAUUUCCAAAGACUUACAGAAAUGUGAACACCCUCUCCCCAUGUUUCAACAAAUAGGUGGGCUUUUGUCUAAAAACAACGUAUCCGACAGUGACGCUCUCCACAAAGCAGUAAUUGACGUAAACAAAUUCUUGGAUACUGAAAAGUCCAUCACUUCAGCUUUACUAAAUCCACAUUUGAAACUCAAAUAUGUCCAAAAUAAACUUAUAGAUGAAUACAAAAACGUGCUUAAAGCUGCUAAAAAGGAGAAAGUACAAUCAGCUCUUAAUCAUUCUUUGAAUGAUAGUUACAUACCUGAUGAAUAUGAUGAAUUACUCACCCAAGUCGAAAUUCAGGGCCACAUUACUGCUACUAAUUACAAAGACUCGUGGAAGAACCUUUGCUCAGCAUCCAGGAAUAACGACUUAAAUAGUUUGCAUAAAGUUUUCAGUGAUGAAUGGGUGAAAGUGAAGGAAUAUUACAGAAAGAAUCUAGAUUUUUACUGUGAUGUUGUAAAGGAAAUAAUUGAAAGUAACAAAGAUGUUGAUGUUGAAAGCAUUACAAACUGGUAUAAGAUAUUCCAGAAUGUUAUUAGUGAAGGUAAUCGAAAAUCUCUUGAGCAUAUGGAUCAUAAAACUGCUAUUGGAAAAGUCAACAAGGCACUGGAUGAAGGAACUCCUGAAGAUCUGUAUAUGGCUUUGAAUAAUCCUCAUUUGGAAUUGAGUUUCAAAAUUGACAAGUUUGCUGUACCACUUUUAUUUGAAGAAAUGAAAUUGGAGAAGUGUGAGCUAGAAAAGAAUCUUAAUGAGAGUGAGAUAGCUGCAUCUGUAUCUUACCUUUUAGCUAUAGCUUCUAUAUCUCAGGCUGUAGAUAGAGGAGAUGAAGUGGCUGUAUGGAGAUCUCUAAAUUCAAAUCAGAUCAAUCUUGAAGGACUACGUCCUCACUGUCGGCGACGCUAUUUGAACGCCCUUGUGACUGCACUCCAAGUAAAAGUGAGAGGACAGUGUGCAUGUCCAUUGCUUACUUUGGAUGAUAUUAGAGAUACUAUUGAAAUGGUCAAUAUGAAGGAUGAUGACAAUGAAGAGUUGGUAGCAGUAGUAAAUAGCAUAAACAAAGCAGUCAUGGAAGAAGAUGUUGAAACCAUAAUGAAAUUGUUGAAAAGUCCAUGUCUGAAAAUAUCAACGCCAUUGCACAAAGAGGAGCGACAGCUAUACUUGCGUCUACUGAAAAAAAAGAUGCAACACAAAGAGUCACAAAAUCUGUGGCUUGAAGAUAUUGUUGAUGUUAUUAAUGAAGUAAAUUCAGAGUCUUUAAAAGUAAAACAAUUGACCGAGGCGUUAGUUCAUUUGAACUUAGCUGUACUUAAGAACAGCGUGGACGAAUUUUUUAGAGCUCUAUACUGUCCUCUUCUUUCUGGUUCUGGGACCAUUGAAGAGUCAUGCAAGAACAUAUAUUUUCAAAUGUUUUCUAAAGCUUUAAAGAAGAGGGGUCACCACAUCUGUUCUUGGAUAGUUUGUCACACCGACGCCGGUAACACUGUUUAUAUUGAUGUGGAGUCUUACACGUACAGUUGGAGUACUCCAAAGGAUUUCGUUCCAUACGCUCGGUAUUUGUCUAGAAAAGACGUCAAUGUUCUAAUUGAGAAAACAAACAAGCAUCACAUAAAUAAGUACAAACAAAUGGAGAUAGAGAAAUCCAUCGUAAAAAUACAAGCCUAUUGCAGGGGAUACUUGCUAAGGAGGCGUAUGAUUCAGAGACUUCGAUUCUUCAAAGAUAAUGAAGAAUAUGUUAUUAAAAUUCAAGCUUGGUGGAGAAGGAUAUUGGUGCAAAAGAAAUUCGGCACUAUAAUUAAAAUGAAGACCAUAGAAGCGAAGUUGAGACGUGAGAGAAAGCAGAAUCCUUGGGUGUGGUAUAAAGUACAGGAGCACAAAAUAAUAAAAAUCCAAGCAUUGUGGCGUGGCCGACGCGCACGACAAGCAUUCACUUCUUUAUUCCAUUCCCCAAACCCACCACUGAAAGUAGUGAAAAAAUUUAUUCCUAUGUUGGAUUUCUCCACUGAGGAUUAUGACAGAGAAAUAGAACUGCAAUCUCUUAAAUCUGAAGUAGUGCAAUCUAUAAGGAAAAACAAGGAAUUGUCAAAACAAAUAGACGAUAUGGAUUUAAAAAUUGGACUUCUCGUACAAAAUCGUAUAGCACUACAAGAGGUCGCGGCCCACGGACUUAAAUUAAACAAUUUGGUAAAACAUAACUCGAUGACCAAGCUUGUAUUUCAAAAUCAAAAUGAUGGGAAAAAGUUAAUGGCAGUGACCACAGCUGUGAAAGGAUUAAAGUCUUUAACAAAAGAAAGUAAAAGACUCUUAGACGGCUACCAGCAUCUUUUCUACGAAUUGCAGACAAACCCCACGUAUUUGUCGAAACUAUUGUUCUGCAUUCCACAAAACAAAACUAACUUUUUCUUACAAAACGUCGUGCUAAGUUUAUACAACUUUGGCGCUUAUGCUAGGGAUGAGUAUUUAUUGUUGAAAUUAUUUAGAUUUACACUUGAGGAGGAAAUCAGUUGCAAAGUCACGAAGCCAUUUGACAUUAUAGCAUCGACUCCUUUGGUUCUGAAAAUGGCAGUAAGUCUUUCGCGCCAGUUAUCUGGCUUGAACAGUCUUCAGACCAUAAUCGGGCCUUUGGUGGAAAAGAUGUUAAAAGACAGAGAAUUGAACAUCGAAACAGGGCCAGUAGAAAUUUAUAAAGCUUGGAGAAAUGAAACUGAAAUGAAGACUGGACAAAUCUCCAAACUUCCUUACACGGUAUCGCAAGAAGAAGCCCUCAAUUAUCCAGAAGUGAAACAACGUCUUGAAACUGCCUUAUCUCAUCUCAAAACUAUAGUGACCAUGUUCUUGGACAAGAUAACGAACUCUACAGAACUGCUGCCAUUUUGUAUUACUUACAUGUCACGAGUACUGCACAGAGCUCUCACUACAAAGUUCCCUAACACUCCUGAGAAGGAUAUUUUGAAGGUAAUAGGAAACCUGGUAUACUACCAGUUUUUGAACGCAGCGAUCGUAGCUCCCGACGCCUUCCACAUCAUCAACUUGCCCAACGGAAGUGGUCUCACAACAGACCAGCGGAAGAACCUCGCUUCUGUUGCCAAAAUCUUGCAUUUCGCUGCAGCUAAGAAAGGAUUCGGCGAAGAGUCCAGCCAUCUCCGUUGCCUAAAUCCCUUUAUAGUGGAGUGUCAUGAAAAGAUGAAGAAACUAUUCCGGCGCUGUUGUCGCGGACCUACACUUGAAGAGUAUUUUGCCGUUGACGAGUAUACCGAGGCCACAUUGUUACACCAUCCACAUAUUUACAUCACAGUUCAGGAAAUCGUCGAUACGCACGCUUUGCUUGUUGAGUACCAAGACAUCAUUGCUCCGGACUCUCGAGAUAGGCUUAACGAGUUAUUAGAUGAUCUUGGUGAAGUACCUUCAGUCGCACAACUUGCUUCACGAGAUGUGGACACGCACAUGGGAGAUUCUGCCGAAGAAAAUGCAAGAUUAGAAGUGUGCCUGGCUUUAGUGAACAAAUUCCAGGCUCCUGCUGACGAUAUGACGGACUUAAACAAACUGUUUAUUAAAACCAAAGAACUGUGCGUUGCUAUCAUCCCGUUUUUGAAUGGUGAACAUCUUCUAGAAGCCUUAUGCAUUGGCACAACCACAGAACAACAAGAACAAUACGCAAAAAUGGUACAAAGACGUAUCUAUUCCGGACAAGCGAAGCCAGACGAAGUAAUGUCGCUAAGAGAGCAUAUAGCCAAACUUCGAAGAAACCUUCAAAUGCUGGAAGACGAAGGUUACGUUACCAGGGAAGACGGCUAUCAAGCUUUAAUAACUUCUAUAGCUCUCGAUGUGUGUAAUAAGGGUAAAUACAGACAAGCUCAACGAAGAGCGCUGACCACUUUGACAAGAACGAAACAGAGUCUGCUGGAAAAGACAAAGUAUUAUGAAGAAAAGGUGAAGUCGUAUGAUCAGUAUAUUAAAUCUUGUCUUGCUAAUCUUCACGCUGGUAAAAGGAGCGUCCACGCAUGUCUAAGAAGAUCUGGAAAGGACAAUCAGAAGUUGAAGUCGAAAUUAACGGUCAAAUAUUCAGGAGCAAAGCUUAUGGAGAGAGGAGUGUUGCUUGAAAUCGACGGUCUGUCACCGUCACAGUUCAAAAACGUACAAUUCGACAUCACACCUACGGAUAACAACGGCGUUUUUACAGUUAAGGGAAAAUUUAUGGGAGUCGAAAUGGAAUCUAUAGACAUAGAUAUACAGGAUCUUUUGCAAAAGCAAUAUGAAGGCUGCGCUGUCAUGGAUCUAUUCGGAAAGGCAAAAAUCAACGUGAACCUUUUAAUAUUCUUACUAAAUAGCAAGUUUUACGGUAAGUCAUAGUUUAAGUUGACAUUUUUUUCAUUUUCGAUUUCUUGUUCGGAACUAUAAUUGAUCACAUUCUGCCUACCAAAUAGUCAAAAGUAUUAUGAACCAAAAAUUUUCAGUUUUUAAUGUUUGUUAACAAUGUUAGGUUUAAGAUUUCGGUCUUACUUUAGUGUGUAGUAUAUAAAUCACAUUUUUUUUUAAUUUUAGUUAUACUUUAUAAAUUUAUGUUAUGAUUACGAAUACUUUGACAAGAUUAGUACAGAGUGCUGUAAUAUAAAUGAUUCAUAAAUAAUUAAUCGCUGUGCUUUAUGUUGUAACAUUGAUUAACAAAUCGUCUGUUUCUUUGUCACAAUUAAUUUACAAGAGUACCAGUGUUAUUAGUUCAGAAAAUGAGCAGGCGAUACAUGUUUUUUAUAUGUUCGCUUUAGUACCUCGUGUGAUUGCCCACCGGGAUCGUUAAACAUAAAAGCAACUGAAUCCUUUUGCGAGGAAUUCUACAAAAUCUUUAAAUACAUUGGAGAAGAACCAUGUCACUUUAUUAUUUUUCUACCAAGUUUGUCAUUUGUCAAUCAUACCACAUUGAUGCUUCCAAAAUAAAGAUUUAAAAUAAAAAUUUUAAAUUUUCUUUAAUACCUGAAAUAUUUAUUACCCUAAGUAAAGCUCUCUUCAUACUUUUGGUACAUCUACUCAUUAAUAGUUUUUAGAAUUUUUGGAUAGGAGGGGGUAGGGGACAGCCAUUUUUAAAUUUUACCAAUAAAUAUUUUUUUCAGUAUAUUGAACGUAUGCUUUACCUACUACUUUACACAUUUCAAAAUAAUUUUAUUUUCACUCGCGAUUAUGCUCUCCAAAAUGACUUUUCCAGAAUUUAACUUUCAAUGCUUUAAAAUUCUGAUA